UAUCGCGAGACCGGCAUUUGUUUGGCGUGUUCUCGCGAGAUCAGUUGCAGCCGCCGUGUUACGUGAGGAGAUUUCGGGUUCCAUUUUCUCUCUUCGUCUUGUUCGACGACAUAUUCGGUGUAAGGCGUGUUGAGGCGAGAUGGCUGAUUACUCUACCGUCCCACCACCCAGUUCCGGAGCCGGUGUGAACGAUGCCUUUAAAGACGCCCUUCAGAGAGCGAGACAGAUUGCUGCUAAAAUUGGAGGUGAAACAGGAACAACUAUAAACUCAAACGACUAUGGAUUUGGUGGACAAAAGAGGCCACUUGAUGAUGGAGAUCAACCGGAGGCCAAAAAAGUUGCUUCUACAAAUGAUUCUUUUGCUCCAUCAAUGCCUCCAAUGCACCAGCAGCAAAGGUCUGUUCUUACAGAGGAAUACAAAGUUCCAGAUGGAAUGGUGGGAUUCAUUAUUGGCAGAGGAGGGGAACAGAUUUCUCGCAUUCAGCAGGAUUCUGGCUGCAAAAUACAGAUCGCUCCAGAUAGUGCAGGCAUGCCCGAUAGGUCUUGUAUGCUAACUGGUUCUCCUGAUUCUGUUCAAGCUGCCAAGAGGCUACUUGAUCAGAUUGUGGAAAAAGGAAGACCAACUCCUGGGUUUCAUCAUGGAGAGGGUUCUGGAAAUGCUGUCCAAGAAAUAAUGAUUCCUGCCAGUAAAGCUGGAUUAGUAAUUGGAAAGGGAGGAGAAACCAUUAAACAACUUCAGGAAAGAGCUGGAGUUAAGAUGGUUAUGAUCCAAGAUGGACCCCAAAACACAGGAGCUGACAAGCCUUUAAGGAUUGCAGGGGAUCCAUACAAAGUACAGCAAGCAAAGGAGAUGGUGUUAGAAUUAAUUCGUGAUCAAGGAGGUUUCAGGGAAAUUCGGAAUGAGUAUGGCUCAAGAAUAGGAGCAAAUGAAGGAAUAGAUGUUCCUAUACCACGAUUUGCUGUUGGAAUUGUGAUAGGCAGAAGUGGCGAAAUGAUUAAGAAAAUACAGAAUGAUGCAGGUGUUAGAAUACAGUUUAAACCAGAUGAUGGAUCAGUUCCAGAAAGGAUUGCACAGAUUACUGGUCCCCAAGACGGAUGUCAACAUGCUGCUGAAAUUAUAAAUGACUUGCUGCGUAGUGUCCAGUCAGGAAAUGCUGGUGGACCAGGGCCUGGUGGCAGAGGGAGAGGCAGAGGACAAGGAAACUGGAAUAUGGGGCCUCCAGGUGGUUUACAGGAAUUCAACUUUGUUGUUCCCACAGUGAAAACUGGCCUAAUAAUUGGAAAAGGUGGGGAAACCAUUAAAAAUAUAAGCCAAACGUCUGGGGCUAGGAUAGAGCUGCAGCGGAACCCCCCACCAAAUGCAGAUCCCAAUGUGAAGUUAUUUACUAUACGUGGCUCUCCACAACAGAUAGAUUAUGCCAGGCAGCUGGUUGAAGAGAAGAUUGGAGGUCCUGUAAAUCCCUUGGGGCCUCCAGUUCCUCAAGGUCCACCUGGUGUUCCAGGACCGCAUGGCCCACCAGGUCCUCCUGGACCUGGUACUCCCAUGGGACCUUACAAUCCACCACCUUAUAAUCCUGGCCCUCCAGGACCUACACCACAUGGACCCCCUGCUCCAUAUACUCCUCAAGGAUGGAGCAACAAUUAUCCACACUGGCAACAACCAAACCAGCCAGACCCAAGUAAAGCAGCUACAGACCCGAAUUCUGCAGCAUGGGCAGCUUAUUACGCACACUAUUAUCAGCAGCAAGCACCCCAACCCCCUGCGGCUCCAAAUGCUGCACCAACUACAACACAAACUAAUGGGCAAGCUGAACCUCCAGCUGCUGCACCCCCAGGUGGGCAAGUCGAUUACACAAAGGCUUGGGAGGAGUAUUACAAGAAAAUGGGUCAGCAAGGGCCACAACAAGAUUAUACAAAAGCAUGGGAAGAAUAUUACAAAAAACAAGGGCAAACCGUUCCAACUCCAGGAGCUGCACCACCUGCUGGACAGCCAGAUUACAGUGCAGCCUGGGCAGAGUAUUACAGACAGCAAGCGGCAUAUUAUGCUCAAACAAGUCCACAAGGGGUGCCACAACAUCCGCCAGUGCCACAGAUCACAAUCAAAUCAGUCUUGCCAUUGUCUGUUGAAGUGCAGAUUUGAUCCAGCCAGUAUAGCAGUAGCUCUAUAGGUGUGAGGAGGACUGUGCUGUGCAUCAUCCUUAAUUUGUGUUCCUUCACGGAGCAUUGCACUGUAAGUACCUCAAUAAAUGGACAAACUGCAAAUUUAUCUGCUCAUCUUCCAUUAUAUUGACUGAUUUAUUUUUACAAUAUUGGUAUGCCGUAUUAUUUCUUGGCUGAUAUUUGGUUAGUGUAUAUUCUGUUUUUAGGUAAGUAUUCCCAAUAUUACGUUUUUAGCCGCAGCACAACAAUAUUUUUCAUUGACUAAAUCUCGUCCGUAUAAACAUGGCUUCUGUUCACCCAACAUAUGUUUGCAUUGUCAGACCUUUGCCUCGGUAGUAAUUUAAAAUAUAUAUUUGUGGAUCUCUGGGCCCCUGUUUAAAUAUUUUAAAACAGAGAGAUUUUAGUUUAUCUCUAACAAUGUGUUCAUAUUUUUUUUACAUUGGUUACUUUGGUAAUUGUCAGGGCAUGUGUUGGCACCAUGUAUUUUGCAUGACCUUGUCUAUGUACAUCAAAUAGCGAUCAAAAAUGUACCAGACACUUUUAUGAACUUUGCAAUUUGGAGGCUGUUAAUCUAACUUGUCCCAGGUCUAAAAUGUUAGUUGGGAGGGGGGGAAAGUGAAUUAUCUUCCACCUUAGGUUCUGCUGCAAAACCAGGUAAGCACAACCUAAGGAAACAUCCAUACAAUUGCAUCUAUUUAUGUUGUCCCUGUAAAUUUUGUGGUUGUGCCAAAAAGUUUCUUAACUUUAUAUUUUCGGUCUUUCAUGUAAGUAGGCAGUCAUAGCUUUUAAUUCCCCUGUAAAUGUUUUGAAUUGUAUAGCACAAAUACAUUCUCCUGAAAGUGUUUUGCAUUUAGAUUUCAGGCUGUAAUCUGCCACACAAUGUUUCAAAGUAUUUGAUGCAGCGUAUAUUUCUUGUCAGGAUUUAAUAUUUUCAUUUAGGUAAAUUUCUAAUCAUAAAUGACCAUUUGUUGAGAGUUCCAGCAAAUUCUGUGCCAGCCAUUUUUAAUAUCUGCCUUUAUCAACGAUUUGCUAGGACAGUCUCUUGCUGUUGCUUAUUUUCUGAAAUGUGCUGACACUUUUCAAAGUCCUGCUUAUUUGUACGUUCAAAGAAAAUUUGAAAAUACCUGCCUUCAUUUUCACACACAGUGCUGAAGAUGCUGCAAGCACCAAAUCAUAGCUCAUAUAAUCAGGUCCUGAGGUAGUUCCUAAGGAGGAAUCCUUUGUGUGUAUGCCAUUGGUCAUCCGAUGGGCAUGGACGUAGAAGGGCUCAUGUAGAAGGUAAAAUUGGCAAAAUACUAAGAAAUGUAUUAUGCAUAAUAGUGCAGAUGUGUCUUUCAUCACUAUUGAUGCUUUUCAUAAGAUGUGUGUGCUGGCUUUCCAGCAGUUGAAAUAUAUUUUGCCAUUUAUCAAGUUAAAUAGAUCUGUUUUUUUUUUUUUUUUUUUGUUCAUUACCUCAUAAUUAAAAUUUAUCACUGCGCUAACAGACAUAUUGUGCUCUAUAUAUGCAGUGUCAGUAGCAGGAAAGAAGCAAUCCCUGCUCAGUAAUGCAGAGAUGUGUACUGUAUAAGGAAUAGUAGAAUGAGUGCUGUAAUUGUUAUUAAUUGUGUAAUUAUGUAGUCCUGAAUUAAAAACUUGAUCACCGCAGUGCUGCUUUGAGUGCUCUCCUCAACUACGGUUUAUAGAUUAACUAUC
Molecule: messenger RNA, 3852 nt
Organism: Xenopus laevis (African clawed frog)
Lineage: Eukaryota; Metazoa; Chordata; Amphibia; Anura; Pipidae
Gene: fubp1.S
Product: far upstream element binding protein 1 S homeolog
Exons: 21
Coding region: 140-2140 (666 amino acids)
Biological process (GO): regulation of DNA-templated transcription
Cellular component (GO): nucleus
Molecular function (GO): nucleic acid binding; RNA binding
Source: RefSeq, a predicted model, not a curated record